GGGCCGCUCUGACGUCACCGCAGUGCAUCAUGGGAGUCGCAGUCUUUCACUGCUUCCUGUUUUCUGACUGCGAGAGUGAGUUCAGUUCAGCUGCUCUGUUUGGAAUCGAGAAAAACUUCAUAAACAACAGCCUAUGUCUGUGUUGGGGUCCUCGAGCGCCCCCUGCAGGCCCAUCACUGCAGUGGCCUGGGUGUCUAACAGCAGCGGCUGCCCUGGUCACUUCACCCUGAUCAGUCAGACUGAGGAUGGAGCCUCGGCUAACUUCAUCCGAGGGUUUGCCAUCAAGUCAGGAUACUUCCUGUGUUACAGUAAGGAUCUGUCCGCUGGGAUGGUUGUAGCAGAUGUGCAGGUGAUUACGGAUAAAGAGACGAUUCCUCACGGUUACUGCUACAUCCCAGAAUUCCUGGAGCAAAAGGCAUCUGUUGGGAAGAAGAAACGCAUAUGUGUGCGGCUCGUUCCCAUGGGCAGUGUUACGACGGCUGUUCUAGAUCUCAAACUGACAGUCAAGAAUAAGACCAUGGUUCAGCAGUACACCUGCCUGGGCAAUCCUUCUGAUGUCUCAUCAAAAGUCAGCUUUCGGCGCAGUAAGCUUGAUACGAACAACCUGAUGGAGGAUGUGAAUGACAGUGGUAACCAUAGCAACCAUAGCAGCAUCCACAGUAUCACAGGAAUGGAUGGAGUUCCUUUCAGUCUACACCCGAAGUUCAGUUCUCAGUCAGACACAAAGGUGUCUGCGAGCAUCCUGAGUGACAUCCGCAUCAGAUCAGUGCAGGACAUCGAGAACGAGUAUAACUACACGUUUGCGGUGGAGGAACAGGCAGCAAGGAGACUCUGUCCGUCAGUGAGCAGCUGACAUCAUCCUCUCGCCGGAUCAGAACCACAGUCCUUCAUGUUACGCUCAGACGUCACACAUCUUCCUGGUUUAAUAAUCCUCUGUGUUUAAAAACACACGGCUGGUUCUAGUCUCAUUCUCUCUCUUCUUCUCGGGGUUGGUUUUUCUGCAUCCAAACGUAUAAUCUACACGUUUCUAUGAAACACUUAACAGUCGAAUCAAAGGACCUGACAAAGUGAUCUCCACAGGGAUAUGUGCAUUAUAUAUUUUAUACGCCCAAAAUAUUCUGUGUAUCUGUUAUGGGAGCUGCAGUUUACUAUUUAAAAAGUGUGGUUACACUAAUAUUCUUUAUUUAACUUAGAAAAAAAUGUAUGUUUCAGAAAUGUGAGGACCAACAAACAAUGUGUUUUCUUGUAUUGUCUGGUUGCUCUUUUGUCUGUUUAAAUAUUAAAGCGACUGGAUAAUUUCAUACUGAGUUGCUCUUUGAAAACAUUUGUACUUGAUUUGAUCAAAUCUGUCUUUUGGGGAAUAUUAGUAAAAAUGAAACUUACACAAAGGAAGUUAUAUUUUAAUCAGAGUAAUUUUUUUUUUGUAGUAAUUUUAAUUGUAAAGCGUAAUUUCAUCGAGAUCACUGUGAAUCCCAUUGUUGUUUUCUGAUUAAUAAUUUUAAUUAAUAAAUGCAAUUACAAUUUCAAGGGAUAAAUCAACGAUUAUGAUUUUUGUCAUGAUCGUGCAGCUGUGCUAUAGCUGUCAUUUUGUGGUUAUUAGUUCUUUCUCUUUCAGUAAAACACAUCUAAUU
Carassius auratus (goldfish) is the source of this 1631-nucleotide messenger RNA. RefSeq names its product multivesicular body subunit 12A (gene mvb12a). The transcript has 9 exons. NCBI's taxonomy places the organism in Eukaryota, Metazoa, Chordata, Actinopteri, Cypriniformes, Cyprinidae. The record is from RefSeq and is a predicted model, not a curated record. Gene Ontology annotation, biological process: endosome to lysosome transport via multivesicular body sorting pathway; regulation of epidermal growth factor receptor signaling pathway; viral budding. The coding region runs from base 134 to 853 and encodes 239 amino acids. Gene Ontology annotation, cellular component: ESCRT I complex; cytosol.